Saccoglossus kowalevskii is the source of this 643-nucleotide messenger RNA. Its product is annotated as colorectal mutant cancer protein-like. Lineage: Eukaryota; Metazoa; Hemichordata; Enteropneusta; Harrimaniidae. Gene Ontology annotation, molecular function: calcium ion binding. The record is from RefSeq and is a predicted model, not a curated record.
CAGGAAUCCAGCAGUAGUGGUAAACCAAUGUUGUCACCAGCCAAUGCAAGGACAGGUCCAUCAAAUCAACCACGGCCGUCACAAAUUAAUCCCAGUACGGGUGAAAUCAGCACUUCCAGUAGCGAUGCACGAGGUGAUUUGCCUGUUGCAAAAAUUGCUGAGAGAGUGAAACUUAAACCCACAAGGUCAGAAAGUGCAAAGGUCGUCGCUGAAAGACAAGUAGUUGGACAGGAACUCAGUAACGUUGGGGCAACAAAUGCAAAGAUAGCUGAACAUCUGGUACACUCAUUGCAGGACUGUUCCAAUGUCCAGGAAAUAUUCCAGACUCUUUAUUCACAUGGAUCAGCGAUAUCGGAAGGAAAAAUACGGGAAUUUGAAGUGGAAAUGGAAAGACUGAACAGUAAAAUAGAACAUUUAAAAUCCAUGAAUGACUUGUUGCAGUUAACAUUGGAGGAAAGUAAAGCGAACGCUGACAGACUAACAAUGCUUGUAGGCAAAUAUGAAAGUAACAAUACAGCUUUGCAUAUGGCUGUGAAUUACAGUGACCAGUGUUUGGAGACAUAUGAUAGUUUGGUAUUGUUGUUGGAAAGUGAGUUGCAAGUCAUUCUGGGUAAUUGUAGAGCAGCUGGACUGGGAACAACAG